Molecule: messenger RNA, 612 nt
Organism: Bactrocera oleae (olive fruit fly)
Lineage: Eukaryota; Metazoa; Arthropoda; Insecta; Diptera; Tephritidae
Product: HIG1 domain family member 2A, mitochondrial
Biological process (GO): mitochondrial respirasome assembly
Cellular component (GO): mitochondrion
Source: RefSeq, a predicted model, not a curated record
UAUGGCAACACUUUAUAGGUGCAUUGUUUUGUUUUAUUCACAUAUGUUUUGCGAUUGUGAAAUAAAGUGAGAGCUGACAAAAUUAGCUAGACGUUAAAAUAUUACUAAUAUUUAUUAAAAAUGGGAAAAGAGCAAAUUGCGCUUCCAGAUGAGGACUUGGACUGGAUUCAAUUGCGCCAGGAUUUUGGCUCAUUUCAGCCAGAAACCACCAAAGAAAAAAUGUUGCGCAAAAUCAAAGAGAACCCAGUUGUUCCGAUUGGUUGCUUGGCUACCGCUGGUGCAUUAUCCUAUGGACUAUAUAGCUUUCGAAAUGGCAAUCGACGUAUGUCUCAGAUAAUGAUGCGCACACGUAUUGCUGCGCAAGGCUUCACGGUGCUCGCAUUAGUCGCUGGCGUCGUUAUGACGUAUGACACCAAACAAUAGAGGCAGUUAGUCUGGUGUGGCAGAUACAACCAGUUGCUAAAAAGAGAUGGGUGUGUGUAAUAACUAAAGUAUCAUUUAGCCACUCAUCUACUAAUAAUAAUUAGUAUAGUGUUGAAUAUGUUAUAUGUUUCUAAGUAAUAAUUUGUUUUCAAUUAUCAUUAAAAAAAAUUUUUAGCUAAAGCCAAAUAA